AUGCCGGCCACACCUUUAUUAAAAGGCCUGAGAGGGCUGCUAGGGCAGAUACCUCUUGAAUCAAUACAGCCAAACUCUGAUAGCCCUGUCACACCGGAGGAUUUAACAACCCUCACCUCUUACAAUCUACUUCCUAAGCGAAAGAGAACCAUCAUCGUCCCCGGCUGUCCUUCGGUCUGGGCGCCGGCGGCCGGACCGAAGAAAGUAAAGCCAGACGCAGGGAAAUACCUCAUGGAUCCAAUCCGUCACGCAUUCCCCAAAUGCCCACUUGAACCGCUUCUCAGAGCCCUGGCUACAACUCAACCCGAUUUCAAUAUGGAAGAAAUUGAUCUUGUUACGGAUAGGCGAAAUCUUCGACUACUCUUGGCAUUUGUUGGCGGCAAGAAGAGCGCGUUCCGCAUUGACAUCGAAGUUGUUCACUCCACGGUGUUGUUCUCGUGUUGGACCCCGAACAAUACCAGGUUCGUCAAGGGUUUUGGGGGAUAUGGCUGUGAAUUCGAGAAAGCAUCAACCCGGAAGCCUAAUGGUCUUAGAGAAAGUGUGACGCACAAUCGAGCCAUCCGCUACAAUUUUGGAGGCAUCAAGGCUGUUGUGCGGUUUGAAGUCGAUGCCUGCACAGGACCCAUAAGGGAUAUUCCCCGAACAAUGUCGCUGUCCAACAAGUAUCAAACACCUACAGGAUACACCGUGCUUACUCGAGGGUACAUUGUUGAACCGUCCCGAAUUGUCGAGAUUAAAACCGGUCCAGUGGGGAAGAACUUGGAAGUCUCAAAAAACAUAGCUCAGCUGUGGUUCUCGCAAACGCCCAUCUUAUGUGAGGGCCACUAUGAUAGGAUCGGGAUCUUUUCGGAGGUAACCAAGAAAGACUUAAUGCAGGAAGGAAAGCUGACAAGAUGGGAAGAGGACAACAGGGAGAAGCUGAGAAAGCUAGUCCAAGUAAUCCAGAUGGUUGCAGGGAUGGUGAGGGCCGCACCGCAGAAUAAAUAUGCGCUGGUUCUUCCCGCAGGAGCCAACACCCUGAAGGUAUAUGAGGUUGCGAACCAAUGUGAUAAGGGCGUUCCAAAGGACUUGUUGGCGAUGUGGAGGGUCUGA
Histoplasma mississippiense is the source of this 1092-nucleotide messenger RNA. RefSeq lists its product with no specific name. The transcript is spliced from 2 exons. NCBI's taxonomy places the organism in Eukaryota, Fungi, Ascomycota, Eurotiomycetes, Onygenales, Ajellomycetaceae. The record is from RefSeq and is a predicted model, not a curated record. The coding region runs from base 1 to 1092 and encodes 363 amino acids.